AUGCCUGACAUGAAUUCCUACCAUUUCUUGCAACAUGUUACACAGCAAAUCAGAAUUCCAGUCAUUAUGAUGUGUGUUGAUCAAUCAAAAACACCAAGUCUAGUGAUGAAGGCGAUUGAAAAAGGUGCUUGUGGAUAUUGGAUUAAGCCUUUGAGUGAAGGUCAAAUCAAGAACAUAUGGCAACAUGUUGUAAGAAAAGUUUUGAAAGAAAACAAUCAGCAUGAUCAAGUUCUUGAAAUCUUGAAUGUUUUGAAGAAAAAAAAGAAGGGAAGGAGCAGUGAACUACAUAGAACUCUACAUGGCUUUAUUGUAUUUGAAGUUACAUGGAACAAGGUUCGUGGUAUCAACUACUUUAAUGAGCUCCAGACUGAUACAUCACUGGCUAUAGAAGCUAAACUUAUGAAAAGAUGGGAAUUUGACAAUAUUGCUCAAGCUGCAUGCUGUAUGUCUUCAUGUCGUAUUCUCUUGAGCGGUGAUCUUUCUGAGAGGAAAGCAUUAGUUGAGGCGGAAGGAAUUUCAAGUGACGUGUCUGUAUGUGAUAAAUAUCUUGCAAAGACAGCUGAACUACUUACAUCCAAAUGCAUGACAGGUUGCAACAGAACAGGAAAUAAAAACACAACCACUCAAUCGCCGUUUCAAUUUUGCAAUGUUCUUCAAAAGGGAAAGAAACGCCUGGGUCUGAAAGCCUUUGCCGAGACGUUUAAAGUAAUUGGCAACCCAUUGGUAAUUGCCAAGCUUAACAACACUUCUUCCCAAAUUGCUUGUCCAGAUGUUGUGUUUGUGGAUUUAACAAUUUACAGAAACAGAGAGCUCAAUUUCUCUCAACUUGGCUUGCACCUCUGCAAAUUCAUUACUCUAAUUAAAGUGUUCUUCCCACCAGAAGCCAAUUUUGAAUUUGAGAAGAAACAUUGCUCUUCAUCAUCCUCACCACUGAACCUUAACCCCCCGAGCCUCUGCAACCUUGCUAUCUUCAUCGCUUCAGCAUUUUUCAUCUUCAAUCUCUACUACUGA
This is a messenger RNA of Vicia faba (fava bean), 1011 nucleotides long. NCBI's taxonomy places the organism in Eukaryota, Viridiplantae, Streptophyta, Magnoliopsida, Fabales, Fabaceae. The record is from the annotation of a GenBank genome assembly.